CAUGUGAUAUGUCAUAUCAAACAUUCUCUUAUUUUGUUGUUCAGUAAAGAUAAAGAAUUUAUAAUGUUCCUGAUGAUAUUUUAUUAUGGAAAGUUACCAAGCCGAAUAUGACAAGAACAGUGCCUUGUCUGAUACGUUUUGGAGGACACCACAACGCGCAAUCCCGGGAAGACCUUUACAAAGGGUGCAGAAGGACGAGGUUAUGUCUGGGUCAUCAUAUCAACAAUUCCAGGCAUCGGUGAACGAUGCCUGGGACCUUGGAGACGACGACAUCAUAUCUGGUAUCGCGGAGGCGAAGAUAUCGAAAGCCAUAUCGGAAACUGCAGCUUUAAAUGUGAUAAAUUCGCAUAGGAAUAGUACGAAAAAUGUAAACAAAAGUGACGUCAAAGUAGAGAGUGAAAAUAUAAAACCUAAAGAGGAGGCGUUGGCCGUGCGGAAAAAUGAAAUUAGGAGGACUGGAGGUGGUGUGGGGAGUAGCACAGGACUUAUCAGACAUUACCCUGGGCGUCCUCGCCCUGUUAGACUGUCUGCGUUAGCGUCACGCGAGGAAAGCAGUGAAUCUAAGCUAGAAAGGUUUCAACAAAUACUUGAAAGUCCUGUUUUGGAUUUAGAUGAGUUGAAACAGUUAAGUUGGUCAGGAAUACCUAUUAAAACAAGAGCUGUAACAUGGCGCCUCCUAGCUGGUUACUUGCCAGCAAAUGCAGAGCGUCGAGCGGAGACAUUAGAAAGGAAGAGAGCUGACUACAAGCACCUUGUAAGACAGUACUAUGAUGCGGAACGUGAAGAGGAUACAUACAGACAGAUACACAUUGAUAUACCUCGUAUGAGUCCACUCGUAGCAUUAUUCCAGCAGAUUACUGUGCAGGUGAUGUUUGAGCGCAUUUUGUACAUAUGGGCGAUCAGACACCCUGCAUCCGGUUACGUACAAGGCAUUAACGACUUGGUGACUCCAUUCUUUAUGGUGUUCCUGCAAGAGGCAGCUCCCGGCAAGGAGUUGGACAACUUUCCUUUAGACGAGCUGACGCAGGAGCAAAGAGAUAUAAUAGAGGCGGACUCCUUCUGGUGCCUGUCCAAGUUCCUCGAUAGUAUACAAGAUAAUUAUAUAUUUGCACAACUUGGCAUACAGUAUAAGGUAAAUCAACUAAAAGAACUAAUACGUCGCAUCGACCAACAACUACACGAGCACUUGCAGACGCACGGCGUAGACUAUCUCCAGUUCUCCUUCCGCUGGAUGAAUAACCUGCUCACACGAGAGAUACCCUUACCCUGUACGAUACGCCUCUGGGAUACCUACCUCGCGGAAUCGGACGGGUUCGCGACCUUCCAGCUUUACGUAUGCGCAGCUUUCCUCCUACAUUGGCGGGAAAAACUCAUGCUGGAAAGAGACUUCCAAGGCCUCAUGAUAUUAUUACAAAAUGUACCGACACAAAACUGGACGGAUUCUAACAUAAGUCUGCUCGUAGCGGAAGCUUAUAGGUUAAAAUUCGCCUUCGCAGACGCACCGAACCAUUUGCACAAUGCCGCCAAAUCUGACAGAUGACGUGUGACGUCACGCUGAUUCAAGCGAUUCACCGCCUUAAAUACGACGGCGCAAAGCUCUAUUUCGGAUGACGUUUGUCAACAGUGAAUGGACUGAAAGGGCAGGGUAUUGGAUAUUCGACUUUAUGAUGCGGGAACUAAGGUUCACAUUCGUAUGGGUAGCUUUGUAUUGUAAAGGGCCUAAUGUGUGGAUUUGUUUAGCCUGUAAAGUGCUACCGUUUUAUGGAAAGCGACACGAUCUUGGUUUACUUUUAUUUCUGUUUUUUUGUAUGUCAUUUGUGUAUUAUUUUGAUUUUAUUAAUAUGUUAUUUUACUUAGAU
This is a messenger RNA of Papilio polytes (common Mormon), 1859 nucleotides long. It is a transcript of the gene Tbc1d22, whose product is annotated as TBC1 domain family member 22B. The transcript is spliced from 4 exons. The coding region runs from base 86 to 1540 and encodes 484 amino acids. NCBI's taxonomy places the organism in Eukaryota, Metazoa, Arthropoda, Insecta, Lepidoptera, Papilionidae. Gene Ontology annotation, molecular function: GTPase activator activity. Gene Ontology annotation, biological process: activation of GTPase activity. The record is from RefSeq and is a predicted model, not a curated record.